UAGCACUACUGCUAGUUUGCUAUAACUAUAUAUUAGGACAAUCGCUGUUAUUUAAACGUUCACGAACGACACGGUCGCACAACAUAUUAUAUUAAUUGAAAAUUCCAAUAAAAUUAAUAUCAAUACUCGAUCACUUUCUGCGAUUUAUAUAAUAGUUGAACUAUUAUACACCGUUCGAAAUAAUGGGAUCAUCUAAACACAAGAAGAAGGACAAGAAGAAACGACAUCAUUCCAGCGAUUCGUCGGACGGUGACUUAUCGUCAAAACACAGAAAAAGAAGACAUCCAUCUAGUGAUUUGUCUGAUGUUGAUGUAUCCAAUAAACAUAAAAAACACAAGAAACAUCAUAAGAAAAAAGAAAAGCCAAAGGACAAACAUGCUAAGUAUCACAGUUCAGAUGAUGAUGUUAUUUUUGUACCACCGCCUCCAAAAAUAUCUCGAGAUGAGGUUCGCACUCCUCCGCCUCCAAGUCUCACACCUCCGCCUCCUCCUUCUAUAUCAUCAGCUGCAGAUAGUCUGUCAAUUGAAGAAACAAAUAAAAUUAGAGCUAAAUUAGGCUUAAAGCCAUUGCAGAUGGAUAAUAAAGAAACUACCAAAAGUAGAGAUGAUGGAUUAGAAGUUAUUGCUGGCGAUGAAGGCGAAUUUGUUCAUAAACCUGCAUUAAGCUUAACAGAAAAAAAUAAAAGCGAUAAAAUAAAAGCAAGAAUAGCAGAGAAAAAGGAAAAACGUAUGAUUGAAAACAAAAUAUUAAAUGUUAAAAAGUUAGCAGACAGUGAUUCAGAAGAAGAUGCAGUUAGUUGGGUGAAAAAAACAAAAACUAUUCAAGAUGAAAUGGAAAAAGCAAAGAAAAAGGCCCAAGAAUUGGAAGAAAUGGACAAUGUAUUUGGUGUUGGCAAUCUCAUAGAAGAAAGCACCAAAAGUGAAAUGAAAAAUUUUUAUUCAAGCAAACAUUUGAAAGGAUUAGAAGUUCAACACUCAAUGGAUGAUUUUACUGAAGGAAAAGAAGUUAUUUUGACAUUACAAGAUAAAGAUGUAUUAGCAGAAGAUGCAGAUGUCUUGGUCAAUGUUAAUAUGGUUGAUAAUGAAUCAUAUAAACAAAAUAUUGAUAGACGAAAGCAACGACUCAAUUAUAGUGGUUAUGAUGAGUUAGAAGAAAUGGAUAUUGACAGCCCAAGUGUAGUACUUGGAAAAUAUGAUGAAGAAAUUAUAGACAAGCCAAUGAAUUCCUAUAGUAUGAAGAUGGAAAAUGAAGAAGACGAUGACAUGGGAUUACAAUUGGCAUUAAAAAAGGCAAGGAAAUUGAAACAGUUAGAAAAAAUUGAUAGAAAACCUGAUUUGUCUGAUGUAUUGGUUAAAGCUGAAUAUAAUGAUAAUGCACUAGGCGCAAUUGUGUUAAACUCUACUGCUGAGUUUUGUAGAACUCUCGGAGAUAUACCAACUUAUGGUAAAGCUGGGAAUAGAGAAGAAGAAGAAGAUGAAUCAUUGAUGGACUAUGAUAGAAAUAAUUUAAGACAAGAACAUGCAGUUGACUCUGAUGAAUCUAAUGAUGGAUGGAGAGAAGUAGAAAUGGAGAAAAAGUUAAUAGAUCUAAAAACAAUUGAUAGCAAGCCGAUCUUAGAACCAGAACCUGAUUUGGGUAAAGGUGUAGCUGGUGCAUUAAGAUUGGCUAUGAGUAAAGGGUAUAUCGAAAAAGAAGAAAAUGCUCGACCAUCUGCUUCAAGAUUUGCUCAUUUACAAGCUAAAAAUUAUUCUAUUGAAGAUAAAACAUUUUUAGCUGAGGAUGAUAAAUUGAGUAGAAGAGAUAGAUAUAGUGGCCCUACAGUAGAAUUCAGAGAAAAAGACAGCUAUAAACCAAAUAUAAAAUUGGAUUACAUUGACGAUGAUGGCCAUUUAUUAAGCGAAAAAGAAGCAUUUAGGUAUUUGUCACAUAAGUUCCAUGGCAAGGGACCUGGCAAAAAUAAAAUAGAGAAACGUUUAAAGAAAGCUGAACAAGAAGCCCUAAUGAAGCAAAUGAGCUCAACAGAUACACCUCUUGGUACAUUGAAUAUGUUACAAUCUAAGCAGAAAGAAACACAAUCUCCUUACAUAGUUUUAAGUGGAACUAAGUCUACUCAUCAAAACCAUGGGGGUUCAAUUUCAAAAACAAAAAUUGGCUGAAAUGAAUAAUUAUUUGCAAAUAUUUAACAGUUUAUUGGUAAUUUAACAACGGACAAUUUCUGCCUUAUUCAUAGUUUGAUACAGUAAAAUUACAAAACUUGUUAGAUACUAAUUAAAUUAUACUCUAUUU
Molecule: messenger RNA, 2286 nt
Organism: Diuraphis noxia (Russian wheat aphid)
Lineage: Eukaryota; Metazoa; Arthropoda; Insecta; Hemiptera; Aphididae
Product: U4/U6.U5 tri-snRNP-associated protein 1
Biological process (GO): maturation of 5S rRNA; mRNA cis splicing, via spliceosome
Cellular component (GO): U4/U6 x U5 tri-snRNP complex
Source: RefSeq, a predicted model, not a curated record